CAUUAAUUUGGAUCUCCACAUUCCAUCCAUUAAUUUGGAUCACCAAGAUGAUCCAGAUAGGGCGGAGGAAAAUCGAAUUAGGAAGGACGAGCGAAAGCGACGUUACAGAGAGGCGCCUAUUGGGUUACUUCAAACCCAGCAAUCCUGGAUUCAAUGGAACCCAGGUACGGGUUCUCUCGAACCAAGGCACUGGGUUUCUCUUCCGCUUAUAACCCAGCACCUGUUGGGUCCUUUGAACCCAACCGUGGGUUCGCUGGAACCCUAGCGUUGGGUUUGAACCCCAGCACGCCUGGGUUCCAAGCAUGUUCAAUGGAUCACAGGCGCUAGGUUCCUUGGAAUCCAACACGCUUGGGUUUCUCUCUCUCUUUCGCUAAAUUCGUCGUCGAUUUCUUGUUCAGGUAAGCUCUCUCAAUCGUUUAGUUUCGAGGUUUUGUCUUUUCAAUUUGAGAUUACGAUAGAUCGAUUUAUAUUUGGUUGAUCUAAGGAUUUUGUCAGUCUUUCUGAUGUUUUUGUGCUAUUGAAAGUGAGAUCUGUGUGUACAUUAACGAUCUCUAUCGUUGAUUUUGCAAUUUUAAUUUGUUCUAACUUUAGUUGGUUUUAGUGAUUUCUUUAUUUGGUUUCCUGAUCUGGUUUUUUGGUUUCUAGAUCUGUGUUUUAUGAUUCUACUAUUGGUCAAUACCCCAGGUCCAAGUGAUAUUGAUGAAGAUCUCAUAGAUUUUGAAGCAUUAUUGGAUGACGACAAUUUCAUGUCCACAGCAACUUGAAUGCAUCUCUUGGUUCAUUCUCUUGUUCUUGUAAAUCUUCAGUGGCUUGGCUAAUAGUUGCUCUGUUGGUUAGUCAUAAUCUAAUUUAUCUGUAAAUGUUAUUAACAAACUAAUUGUUGUAAUGAUCCAGUACACCUAGAGCCGAAUGGGUAGCAGCAGUAUAACCUAAGUUUGUUUUGGUCUUGGUGCUGCAUGAUUAAUUUAUAGAUAUCCAGUAGUGCUAAUUAGAAGUUGAAGGCAGAUUGCUUCAUUAACUUAUUAAUAUUGAUAAAUGCAAGUUAAUGUC
Messenger RNA from Rubroshorea leprosula, 1050 nucleotides. Lineage: Eukaryota; Viridiplantae; Streptophyta; Magnoliopsida; Malvales; Dipterocarpaceae. The record is from the annotation of a GenBank genome assembly.